Dreissena polymorpha is the source of this 3555-nucleotide messenger RNA. RefSeq names its product MAM and LDL-receptor class A domain-containing protein 2-like. The record is from RefSeq and is a predicted model, not a curated record. Bases 1 to 3555 code for a protein of 1184 amino acids. Gene Ontology annotation, molecular function: protein binding. Gene Ontology annotation, cellular component: membrane. The transcript has 21 exons. NCBI's taxonomy places the organism in Eukaryota, Metazoa, Mollusca, Bivalvia, Myida, Dreissenidae.
AUGACGUCUCUGACCUGCAGCUCUUCCGCACAGACAGUGGAGGAAUGCACAGAAACGUGGUAUGAUUCCUGCCCUCCGAGGCUCGGAGCAUCGGCCUGCCAGUGUGACUAUCAGAGAUCACUAAUUGGACUGCAGUGUGGGUUGGCUGCCAAAUAUUCAAACUUCCGCAGCGGCCGGAUACUAUCCCCGGUUUUCUCGUACCGGACAAAAUCUUGCGUAUCCUUCAUCUACAUGUUAUCAGGGAAGGAACAACAAAUCUCCGUCAUUAUGCAGCUGCCAAAUCUCUCCGCAAUGAACACCCGACUUGCUUUUGAUUUCAAGCGGCUAACUAUCAAUGACAUCUCAUCUAACGGUUCAUCAUCUAACAGUUCAUUUAUUAUCAGUCUGAAAGAUGUGAGGCUUCAUGCUAACGGAUGCCCAGCUUCCUUCCCAAAGAGUGUCUGCCGAUUCGAUAGCCUUGAUGUGUGUGCCAUUGGAGACUCCAUCUGUGUGCAACAGGACGUGUGGUCCAUUGCAGAAAACAUGCUUGUUGGGGAUGCAGUAAAUGCUUUUCAAGAUGUGGAGCACCCAUUCAACAUGUCCACUCCUAAUCUGGAUGCAUCACUGCCAUGGUUCCUGGCGUUUAGAUACUCUCAGUCUGGUUAUGGAAUAAGAACCAACGACUUGCAACUCAAAGUCAGAGUUGGAUCCAGACUGCUGUUAACAGAUAGAAAGUCUAGACUUGAAAUGGAAAAAAUAUGCCUCCCCAUUCCUGGCCAGAUUGCGUUCAAAGAGGUGAGCUUCAUUCUUCAGACUGGUUUAUCGUCAGGAAAGAUCUACCUCGAUGACAUCAGUUUAGGAAACAUAGAGUGCCCACAUCCUGCAGCAUGUGACUUUGAGGUGUCCUCAUGUAACUACACCGUAAAACAAUCCAUCUACUACCUGAAAUGGUACAGGACAAGCAACAUGGACCACAGUAAUGCAAAUGGACAAGGUUAUUCCAUUUAUCUUAACAAUAACUAUGGAAGUGUAGGCCAAACUUCUAAAUUAUCAACACCAUCGGUUGACCUUCUACACGAAGAUGAACGUUACAAGUGCAUGGAAUUUUAUUACAUUUACACAGCACGCAACGAUAGUUCGAGGAUUGAAACAGUACUUACAUUAGAGGCAAAGUAUCCCGAUAAUUACUCUCGUGUGUUUGAAAUAGAAAAGACUGAAACAACCUGGACUUUAUUCAACAUCCCUAUUGAGGAGACGUAUGACUCUGCUGUGUUUGAAUUUGUUGCAACUCAAAGGGGAACUGGGACGUCAUAUUAUAGCCAGAAAAUUUACAUUGAUGACGUGUCCUUUAGGAAGAGGGUCUGCACAAUGGGACUUCAGGAUCUCAGCAUGUGCAGCUUCACCAACCCACACCUGUGUGACUACGAUUUGAAUUGCACAGCCGGGUCUGGCUUCAUUUGGACCCGUCACUAUGGUUAUACAGACAACCCGCUGAAUGGGCCUUCGGCAGACGCAGAUGGCUCUCCAACAGGCUACUACCUGUAUGUUCAUAACUCAAUGGGCGAAGUUGGACACACAUCUGUGGUGUGGUUCCACGUUACCAUGCCAACAGAUAGCACCAUCGCGCACUACAUGUUCUCCUAUCAUAUGCUCGGCGCUGGAGUCGGUCGACUUGAGACAUUUAUUCAAGCACGAGGCUCGAGCUUAGGACCUGUUCGUAGCAUCCGUUCUCUCAAUACUGAUCUAUGGUUGGAUUCUGAUUGCUAUGUCUUGCCAGAUGGUUUCCAUGGAGACAUAUUUCUCCGAGCUGUCAGAGGAGACAGUGAUUUUGGAGACAUUGCUAUCGACAAUGUGAAGGUGUUUCAGGGACCUUGUCCAGUCAAGUCAGUAGCUUGCAGUUUUGAGGCGGAAAAAUGUGGAUACAUUCAAACUAGUAGAAGUUGGGAGUUGAAAGAUGGAUCCAUCUCAACCCCUUUUCCUGGGCGUCUAGAUGCUCCGAUGAAUGCGGUGAACUGGUCUACCGGUGACACCUGUAUAUCAAUAGUGUAUUCCGCUGGCAUAGAAGACACGUUCGUCGUAGAAGCUGAAGAUGAGACGGGCAACAUUGAGCGCCGUAAAUUUUACAAUAACGGAAAUGGCACAGGAUUAGUUGGCACAUUUACAGUCCGUGCUUUAAACAGACUUUCGUUUUUGUCGGAGAAUGCAUCAGUGAAGAUAGAGGAAGUUGGAAUGUUAUCAGGACAGUGUCCAGUUUUAACAUGUGAGCCACGCUGCGCCGAGCAAUGUUUGUCGACCAGGCGCGUGUGUGAUAAGGUCAUUGACUGCUUUGGGGGUGAAGAUGAACGUGAUUGUGGCUUCAGCAUCUCGUGUAACUUCUCGACCUCAGACUGCGGAUAUACUGCUAGCCCGGUUUCCUCUAUAGUGUGGGCACGCACAAGGUCGCACACGUAUAGACAGGGGAACAACACGUUUACGAUUUCACCAGCCGUUGGUGACCACAUGCUUAUAACAAAAAUCACCGCAAGAGGCAGCCUAUCCCUGUCCGUUGCCAGCUCCAUACAGUUCACGCUUAGGGAGGCCUCGUGUAUGUAUUUCACGUACGCUGGCUCCCUGGAAUCUCUCUCCGUUUUUGUCCAGUCUUCAGAUGGUGCCAUGAGCCGUAACUGGAGCGAUUAUGCUGUCGGUCAAGGGAAGGGCCAAUGGCGACCUGGUCAGAUGGCAAUUCCUGCAGGCUCAUGGGAGAUCUUAAUAAGCACUAGUCUCAUUGGAAAUACAGAAGAUCCCUUUGACAGGCAGCCAUUCGUGGCUAUUGACAACAUAGUCCUGGAAACCGGGCGGUGUGAUUUGAACUUGCCAGUUUGCCCAUCAACUACGCCUUACAAAUGUAGCGACGGCAGUAAAUGCUAUGGUGACCACAACAUAUGUGACCGUAGUAUUUACUGUGAUGAUGGAACUGAUGAAAGCACGGCAGUGUGUGGAGAAAUGUUCCUGAUCCCAUGUGACUUUGAGCACGCAGCAGCAUGCGGGUAUAACCUUGUUAGUCCCACGGAUCUUAUCGCCAAUCCCGACGGUCAAUGGCGUAGACGGGGCGUAUAUGCGCAUCAGAUACCACCAUACGACAAGACGUUUGGAGAUGAUCGAGGGCACUUUGCUCACUUCUCCGAAUGGCUGGCCCACUCCUCGUCAUUCGCUCCACAUACGGGAUAUCUGAGGUCACCGAGGGAGACUUUCAACACAGAUGGCUGCAUCCAGUUCUGGUACUACCUCAACGGAACCGCCAUUCAGCCAGACGCUUUGUCCGCGCAGAUCUAUGUCCGCCUAGUGUACAGCAAUGGUGUAACGGAGCUUCGCUGGUAUGACCAGGUGAACCGAAAGAUCGAUACUUGGAUUCAGGGCGGAGUUCCAGUACGUGGUAAUCAGGAGGUGUACCUGGAGAUCACCGCCAUCGUCUCUGAACCCCCUACAGCCUGGCCCGGCACUGUUGCCGUUGACGAUAUCAGCUACCAAGAAGGAGCUUGCUUCAUAGCACCGCGUAUGUUGUCUGGGUUAAGAUUGAUGGAGUUGUUGGUCUUUUAA